Molecule: messenger RNA, 1221 nt
Organism: Homalodisca vitripennis (glassy-winged sharpshooter)
Lineage: Eukaryota; Metazoa; Arthropoda; Insecta; Hemiptera; Cicadellidae
Exons: 1
Coding region: 1-1221 (406 amino acids)
Biological process (GO): DNA replication
Molecular function (GO): nucleotide binding; DNA-directed DNA polymerase activity; DNA binding
Source: RefSeq, a predicted model, not a curated record
AUGGAGCUGACUCAAGACGAUUUACACACAAUAGCCAACGCUCGGCAGUGUCACAUCUGUGGCAAGUCAUUCAACGAUCCCGAUGAUUACGAAGUUCGCGAUCACAAUCAUCUAACUGGCAAAUUCAGAGGUAUGGCACACAACUCUUGCAACCUCAACUACAAGAAACCGCAUUUCCUGCCGGUGUUUGUUUACAACCUGAGCGGAUACGACACGCACCUGUUUAUAAAGAUGUUUGGUCCCAACAACGAAACCAUAAAAGUUAUCCCAAACAACGAGGAACGCUACAUCUCCUACACCAUCGAGGUUGAGCGUGGAGUGAAAAUACGGUUCCUGGACUCGUUGAGAUUCAUGGCCAGUAGUCUAGAUAAACUAGCAAAGAAUCUAUCUCCCGAUCAGUUCAGACACACAGCUAAAUACUACUCUGGUGAAAAACCUGAACUGUUACUUAAAAAGGGUGUCUAUCCCUACGACUACAUGGACAGUAUGGAGAAGUUUGAACGUUCGUCCCUGUCCGCUCAGAACGACUUUUACAACAAGCUGAACGAUGCUCACGUAAAGCCAGAAGACUACCAACAUGCGGUCAACGUUUGGAAUACCUUUGGCGUUCAGAAUAUGAAAGACUACACAGUGCUCUACAAUCAAUCGGACGUACUACUACUGGCAGACGUCAUGGAGAACUUCCGCGACGUUUGCAUGCAGACGUACCAGCUCGACCCUGCUUGUUACUACACGGCUCCCGGACUCGCUUGGAGCGCGAUGCUCAAGACCACUAUCACCAAACUCCAUCUGCUUACUGAUUACAACAUGAUCCUGAUGAUCGGAAAGGGCAUUCGAGGCGGAGUGUCACAGUGCUCUAACCGGUACGCUGCAGCCAACAACUCGUACAUGGAAGAUUUCGAUGAGGAGCAACCGACUUCCUACCUGACAUACUUGGACGCCAACAAUCUGUACGGCUGGGCCAUGAGUCAGUACAUCCCGUAUAAGAACUUUAAGUGGUGCAAAAUCAACAUUGACGUCACACAAGUCCCGGACGAUUCACCAACUGGCUACAUUCUAGAAGUCGAUCUAGCGUAUCCAAAGAAUUUGCACGACUUGCACUCUGACUUGCCUCUUGCACCGGAACGUAGAGUACCGCCGGGAUCGAAUGAAGAAAAGUUACUCAUCACACCGUUUGAGAAGAAAAAAAAAAAAAAAAUGUUGUCCACUACAGAAACCUGA